Molecule: messenger RNA, 1933 nt
Organism: Pygocentrus nattereri (red-bellied piranha)
Lineage: Eukaryota; Metazoa; Chordata; Actinopteri; Characiformes; Serrasalmidae
Product: leucine-rich repeat-containing protein 27
Exons: 10
Coding region: 327-1760 (477 amino acids)
Molecular function (GO): protein binding
Source: RefSeq, a predicted model, not a curated record
GUUCCCAACUUCACGUCGGGCGAGCAACGUGGGCACGUUAUGAGCGGUGGAAACGAGGGCAUUUAAAAAAAAAGUACACCGUUUAAAAUAUUUUCCCAAAGUCUGUUUAAAACGUUGAGAUUUGAGCGUCGAACUGAUGAAGCCGCAGUUCGCUUCGCUGCACGCAGCCUGACCUGAGUUCGUCCGGCUCGCUGACUGUCCGUCAGUGCGUUGUUUCUGUUCUUCCAAACAACAGUUUCAAGUACACAGAAUGGCAGUGGACAGCAUGCUGGUCGGCGCUUAGCAGCCGUAAUGAGGUGGACAGAUAACGUUAUGUGAAAGCAGCCAUGAGAGCCCUGGAAGAAGACAUGAAUGACCUCCACCUGAGUCUGGACUGCGGUGACAGUGCGGAAAAAUCGCCCAGCAGAAAAAGCUCUCCGAGUCAAGAAGAGGAUCCUUCAAAGCAGCCCGGCGAAGAUGUCACAUCCCACACCCUUUAUCUGAGCAGACAGAGCCUGAAGGACAUACCAGACUAUGCUUUAAAGUGCACUGAACUUAAGAAUUUAUAUCUUGAAGGCAACAGGAUUCCCAGUCUUCCUGAAAAUAUGUUCACCAGCCUGCCAAAUUUGGUUUGGCUGGACCUGAGAAAUAACCAGCUCACUGGUAUUCCUGCUGAUAUUGGUCAACACAGAUGCUUGAAAACGUUGCUGCUGGAGGGUAACCCUGUUACAGAACUUCCUGUAGAAUUGGGUAAUGUGAUCACGCUGAGAGCUCUAAGUCUGAGGAACUGUCCUGUCUCCUUCCCGUCACAGGACAUCCUGCAGCAGGGUCUUGCUCACAUCCUGCAGUUCCUGCGGCGCAAAGCCGUGGCUCAGCGGCCCCUCAGCGUGCACAACACCCUGCCAGCGUGCUGGCCAAGUGAAGCGUCAGACAUGCCUGUUGUGGAGAGGCUGCCACUGUCUGAGGUGCUCCAGGCCAGUGUGGACCUGGGAGAGGAGGCCAAUGACAGCGACCUUCACCGCUUCCAGGAGCUCCAGCAGAGAAUGAUCCAGAUGGAGAGGGCAGAUUUAGGCUACCUUACGCCUGAAAUUCAGUCGCCACGCCACCUAAGAGCAGCAGGGGGCGACAGAUCUCAUCCUUUGUCCACCAGGAGGACUCAAGAGAUGGGAGGAAUGUUCCCGGCGCUUCUUCCAUCUGAUGCGCAAUGCUGGAAGAGAUCAGAGGAAAGGAGAUUGGCAGCCAUGAAAGAGUUGAAGGAAAAACAAGCCAUGCUAGAACAAAGAAGGAAAGAUGAGGAGCUGUUGCGGGAGUGGAGAAACCAGGCCAGAAUCAUGCAGGAGAGGAAGAUACUGGAACAGAAGCAGGACAGGAGAGAGAGGCUGCAGAGAGAUGAGAAUAUGAAAAAUACUCAAUAUAGUGCUGACGCCUCCUACAGUGAGAGAGACAGUGGUGAAGCCCUGUCCCACAAGUCAAACAGUGAUGCCCUGAACACCCUACAGAGACCACAGAGGUCAUCCAGCUACCAUAAAGAAACAGAAGAGGCCAGAGUGGCACGUGACCGAGAUCUGGAGCAGCGCAUCAGAAAUCAUGUUCAAAUGAUGCAAGAGAGACACAGGAGGCCCAGAGGGCCCCCUGGGGUGGAGGCCCAGGCAGCCGCUCAGGAGAUCGAGGAGGUAAAACAGUUGCAGCUGGAGCUUGCAGAAAGGAGACGGCAGCGAGACCUUGAGUACCGAUUCAGCGCCUUCACUGGGGAGAGCUUUUCAGGAUCAUACAAUAAAUAACAAGCCACUAGCUUUCCUGCCACCUGGACAGGAUUUAGCAUUACAGGCCAUCACAAAGCAAUCUGUUACUGUGGUAUGUCUGGAUUUGCUCAUUUGAAUGAUGAAACUUUGCAUACUGUCAAUUGUCUAUGACCCUUUCAACGUCCAUAAAGAUGUUUUUCUGUUUGACCACA